AGUUUACUUCAUGCUAAACCAUCGGCUAGAGUAAACACUGCUGUGCACGUCGGAGGUGUUUACGCCACAGACAAGCGUCGAAGAGUUGAACUUUACAGUGAAGAGGUUUCAAAUAAACAGCUGUAUCAUCUGUAUAUUAAGUGCACUGAUAAUAGGAAGUCUGUGAAACAUUCCUCUUCGUUUGAAUCCAUUCGGCUAAGUCUCUUGUCGUUGGGAGUGUCAGCACAUUUGUCUUCCGUUCUUUGAGACAGCACUGCUCAGGUUUUUUUAUUUAAUGACCGCAUGAGAAAAUAAACCAACUGACAUUCCGCUUCUAUCUUAACAUGAAACGUGUCAAAAGUGUCACUUGAAAGAGAAAAAAAUUGCUAGCCAUCUAAGUAAUACUAUGUAAUACUCAUUUAAGUGAAAGUCCGAAUAAUUUUUUUUAAUCGUUUUAUUUUCAUCAGAUUUUAAUGUGGUUAUUUGCCGUUACACUGAUUUGCAUAGGUCAACGUUCUGCAAGUGCAAGUAAGUAUCAAUAUCAAGGUACUUUUAGGAUCCAAAUGGCUAUUCUUUGAGAGUGUGCUAACCUUAGUGUGUGUCGGCAUACAAUUUGCACUGCACAACGGGAGGAAAAAAAAGUCACCUCAAACCAACUAAACAACGGUGUAAUAUAACUUUUAUGAACGUAAGAGAUAAUGAGAUUGUAGGUAAAUACACUUUACAAAUAAACUUUAAGGUGUAUUACGUGUGAGAUCUUGCGUGCAAGACAUUAACUAAAGGAAGUAUAACCUUGAUGUGAAAAAAUAGAAUACAGUGAUGAAGCACCAAUAAUGGGAUUAAGCAUUCAGGCUAAAGAACUCAGUUUUAAUUAAAGCCGUCAUUGUACGUGCGGUAUUGCGUUGAAACGUGGUCUGAAACGUUUGUUUACUCUUAAAACCAAAGAAAAACACGAUUUUUUGAGUCGAUAAUUUGUAAUACACCCGAAUUUCUCAUUUCAUGUUUGAGCUAUGUUUGUUUACAGCCAUAUUUUAUCGCAUCGUAUCGUUCAUUUAAGAGCCAAUGUCUGUAAUUUUCGAGAAUCGGUUGACAGUCGUGAAUUUUUGAAUUUCUUCAUAUUUUGCUCAAAUAAUCUCUAUAGUACACUAAUUUCAAAAAUCACGUUAAAACUUGUAUCAGCUUUUUAUUUUUUCAGGAAUCAGGCAAAGUUUGAAAAACUCUAAAUCGGCGCUCUUUCGAGUAUGAAAUUAGCGAAAAUGGAGCAUUUUCUUCGCGCUCGUACAUAAAAACGGAAUAAUAUCUCUAGAUGAAAUCAAGUCACAAAACAGACACAUAUUUUUACUUUAUAAUUCAGCAGUUAACUUUAAAUAAACCGUUUAAAUGUGACUGUACCGGCCCCAAGAAGAAACACGGUUUCAGCACUUUUCAAAAAUGGCAAAUUUGACCUAACUUCACCAUCGUAAAAACCCUGUUGGUACAUGGAAUUUCACUAUGAAACAAGAACUGUAUUAAAGCAUAUCCUUUGCUGUUGUUUGUGUUAAAAUGUUUCUGGCGGCAUUCCAAAUGCGCACCGUCGAGAGACCAAAACCUGAAGGGUAUUUUGACACCAGGAAAGCGCGUGCAACAAGCAAGUUUCAACGCUUGGAAUAUUAAUCCUUCGCAAACCUGAGUUACUUCGACAUUUAAAUCCUAGUCAGAGUUGUAACAGUUUCAGAUUAUAUUUCGGCGUUUCUGUUCGGUUUAACAUGAUUCCUUUCAACUGAUUUUUGCGAUAAACCAUAAUGAAGAGACGAAUACGCAGUUCAAACCACAGUUAGCAGAGGGGAAUAUUGUCGAAAUACUCGCUUGCUAUAGUUUUAAUCGUAUUGAAACCUUAAUAUCAGAAAAGUUAUUUACUUACCUGAAUUUAAAUGCUAGACGUGGUCACAGUACCGCUAACUAAAUUCUGCAUCACGGCAGAAUCGAAGUUAAGUUUGUAUAUGUUUUCAAUCUGUCAACACGAGGGAAGAUGACAUUCCGGAAGUGCGUGACGCGUAACGCGCCGGAAAAGAAAUUCCUGGUAUAAGUGUUUUACGGGGCAAGUCUUUGUUGUAUGUUCGUAUAGAAUCGCGCACAUAUUCAAACUUGGUUUGUGGCGCCUGUGGCCCCAGUAAUGCUGAAUGUAUUGCGAUCAUAGAAAAGAUGUCGUGAGUCACUUGGUAUGCUCCUGACUUGUUAGUCACGUGAGUAUGUAGGGCAAUAACCAAACACCGACCCGACCAUGCUAAUGAUAAAAGUAAGGUUUUCUGCAUUUACGUUAGGUGAUCUUUGUUUGAUCCACAAAAUUGGCGCAUGAAAAUAUGAGUUUUUCCUCACCACCUCUAAAUGUUUGGUUCCGGGUAGCGGUGCAACAAAUCACUUGGUACCGUUCUAGAUCAACCUACUGGCUGCUCAUAGAGGGGUCCAUAAAGGCACAUUGAUUGAUGACUCUGUAUGGCCUGAACUGAAAAUGAUAUACGCAGACGUUUUCUGAGCGACGAAUGUGCGGCUUUUACACUCCUCUUUCGUUUGGAAAAUAGACGAGCGCGCGAGAGAGCCCCUUGCUCUACUGGUCAAUAAAUCCCCCGCGGCUUUUAUUUUCAUACGCAAAAUCGACGAUCUCCAAAGAGAAAAUAGAUCGACGAUCUCUAAUGAAAAAGUAGAGGGUCUGUGAACAGGCUACGAAGGUGCUUGCUAUUAUUUUAGUGAACUUUACAAGAGGUCUCAGGUGAUUAUGCUAACGUCAUGAAAAGUCUACUUUAGGGAAGGAGGAGGAGAUGUGUGGGUUGGUUGGCAUUGGGUUUUCCAUUAGGAUCAACCCUACACAUACAACAAUUAAUGUCUUUAUCACUAUAUUUAGAGCUAGCAGACUUUGUUUGAUCCACAAAAUUGGCGCAUAAAAAUAAAAGUUUUUCCUCACCACCGCUAAAUGUUUGGUUCCAGGUGGCGGAGAACAAAUCACGUUGUACCGUUUCAGAACAGCCUACUGGCCAUGCUGGCUGCUCAUUUAAAAAGGGGUCUGUAAAGGCACAUUAAUUGAUAACUCUGUGCGGCCUGAAGAAAAUUAUAUACGCAGACGUUUUCUGAGCGACGGAGGUGCUGCCUUUACACUUCUUUUUCUUUUCGAAAAUGGCCACGGACUUCUCGCCUCGCUCCUCGCCGCUAGGCGGUUGUUUUUGCCUGAGAGAUACCACCACGAAGUAGUUUUAGCACACAAGUCACUGCAGGUGCAGACCCAGGAAAAGGACAUUCUCCAUCUGAAAUUUUAAAUCGAAAUGAAAGGCUGUUUUCAGCCUUUUAUCUCUUUUCUCCGCAACGUAUUUGGUUGAAAGAUAGUAAGUAAAAUGGCUGAGGCACUUUAAAGCAUUUUUUCAUUUACGCGACGGACUUUGACGUUAAAGAAAAGAACUUGCCAGUGAAUUGGUUUAUUUUCUAGCCUGAACCAGGUGACUACUUUUUUUUUCAGGCGGGAGCUAACAGUACGUGCAUUCUGGUCUACCCCAUACUGUGUAGACCGGCCUUUAAGGGCCUCUCUUCGGGGGCCGAGCGAUCAGUACAAUUCGUCAGCAGCAGGUUGUGGUCUCGCCAGAAGUUGCCCUUGCUGAAGAGGAGCAAAGCAAUACUACUUUCAGUAAUUUAAACAUGUUAAAUACUUGUAUUUCGCUCAUCAAAUGUGUCCAUUGUCCAUUUUCGAUUUGUGGUUUUUCAGGAAUGUUCUCUUGAGGAGCAUUGGCCAAUUUUCUUUAAACAGUUUUACUCGUUUCCAUUUCCCUGCUCUACCUUCUUGCAUAUGGCAUACGUGUGUACCUAAAUCACUCAAUUCAUUAAAGAAGUCUAUACGCUAAGCGGGGUAAAGAUUAGUUUAUUACAAGCAAAGACACAGAAGGCUUAGUGCAAAUAAAAGAAAACUAGUGUGAAAAGUUUUGCAGACUAGGCUUACUCUAUUUGUUUUCUUUCUCUAUUUGAGUUUCGGCUGGUGACAUCCUAAAAUCAAGUUUAGUUCGACAUGUUUUGGGAAUAUGAAAUAUAAAACUAAAAAAAAAACAGUGUUAAUUGUACACUCGUGCGAUGAUUUAUCCUUGUCUGUACAGUUGCGUGACCAGACUCAAAUUACACACGGGCUUUCAUCACGCAUCACAGCGUUUAGUCCGAGGCUAAACGAGGGAAGAUUUCAGCAAACUGCGGCCACUUGCGGUUGAAACGACUGUUUUUAAGUACUUCUUAGAGAUGUCGAAUCCCAUUUAGAGCUAGCACGCCGUUUCUAGCGGCUUUAUUUUAGGUGCAGAAACUCGAGGUCAAUAUUUACAGUCCAUGAGAACUUAACAGCGUUGUCUUUUUCAGCUACUUGCGUGCAAUCAAAUGCAGUGUUAAUCUACUUAGUUCUUUUUUAUGACUAUCAAAUUGAAAAUCGUUUUUCAAAAGAUUUUUAGAGCUUCCCGUAAUGUGCCCCUUGUAAAACAAGCUAAAUUAGCAAAUACUUUUGUGUGCCUACACUCGCGGCUAGCUUGUUUUCAGCGUUCCAACGUGCGAAACUACGCUACACGUUUCGGUGUCUCAGCGACGAACUUUUGUAAUGCCGCCAAAAAUUUUUUAACUCAAGAAACGGCAAAGGAUAUGCUUUAAAAUAGUGUUUGUUUCAUGUUGAAGUUCCAUGUAUCAGUGGUUUUUUUCGAUGGUAAAGUUAGGUCAGAUUUGCCAUUUUUGAAAAGAGCCGAAAUCGUGUUUCUUCUUGCGGCCAACACAGUCACAUUUAAACAGCUUGUCUAAAGAUAAUUGCAGAAUUAUAAAGUACAAGUCUGUGUUUUCCUUGUGACUUGAUUUCAUUUAGAGAUAUCAUCCCGUUUUUAUGUACGAGCGCGAAGAAAAUGGUUAAUUUUCGCUAAUUUAAUACUGGAGAGAGCGCCGAUUUGGCGUUUUUCAAACUUUGCCCGAUUCAGGAAAAAAUAAAAAGCCGUUACAAGUUUGAAUGUGAUUUUUGAAAUAAGUGUACUACGGAGAUUAUGUGGGCAAAAUAUGAAGAAGUUCAAAAAUUCACGACUGUCAACCGAUUCUCGAAAAUUACAGACAUUGGCUCUUAAAAAGCUGAAAGUGAACGCAAGGAAAAAUAGGAGACGGUUAGGGAUAAUUUAGCAGCAUUACAAAGCACCCACGUCUUGGUUAUCAGCGUUUCCGUCGUAUAUACCUACGCAUACGCGAGUUUAAAGACAGCUUACAAGUAAAAAUUCAGUGGUUAUUACUUGGAUCCAAAUAAUAAUGUAUCUGUUGUUUUGUAGACAUGUAAUUGAGAAGCGUCUUGGCCUUGCUAAUCCAGAUACAAAUCUUAACGUCACGUUCAGCCUACUCUGCAAGCUCGUUUUAUUUUAGCUUUUGCAUCUGACUUUAGCUUUUAUCAUGCUACUCGGAGCCACCAUUACUCUAUACGAUUAGGUCCAUGGGGUGACUCUCAAAUAUAAGGUCUAUUUGUGUGAUAUUAUACUAACGUACAUAUUGUUUCUAAGCAUCAGAAUGUAGCAGCGAAUUUGGAAUGCAAGACAAAAGAAUCCCAGAUAAUGGUAUUACGUCAUCGUCUGAGCUAAGCGCCAAUCACGCACCUGCAUUUGCUCGGCUGGAUGGACCGAGAGCCUGGUGCUCAGCUCCGGGAGAUAAAUCACCGUAUAUACAAAUAACUUGGGACGACGAAAACCUUAUAACAGCGAUAACAACCCAGGGAAGUUCGCGCGAUUCUAGUUGGGCCAGAAAUUUUGAAGUUACAUACACGAGAGACGAAAAAUGGACAUCGUACGGAAAGGUAACUUCUUCUGAAAGCUACCAGUGAUGUUUUUACCAGCAUUAUAAAGUUACUGUCGACGUAACAAACAAAACCACUUUUUUUUUUCAUAAUGACUACUUUGUCAUUACCGUUCACAUUGAAGGGAACAAAACGCAAGCAAAUGGCGAAACGAUGUGAUGAUCACCAUCACGGUGUUGAUGCUUGCGGUUUAGAUUUCUGACAUCUCGUUGGCUCUUUUCGGAACGUAACAACAUUCUUUACAUAUAUCUUGUAUUCUGUUCCCGUGGAGCCUAAACUACUGCUGAGUUUAAACACACAAACCCAAAACUGAGAAAAUAUCGCGACCACGGGGUCACUUGUAAAUAUUUGAUGACGCAUUACAAAUACAUUCAUUAUUACAAGUUUUAUCGCUAUUAAAAACAAAGCUCCAUAAUUUUCUUUGCUAACAUAGCUAUUACUGAGCUAGGAAUAUAAACAUAGGCCUUUUUUUCUGUUUACAGCUACUUAAAGGUAAUCGAAACAGCAGAUCCUUGAAAAAGAAUGUCUUCAAGCCACCAAUUAGGACACGAUCAAUCAGGAUAUACCCAAAAGACCCGUUUAGGUUUUUGAUGGUUCCUGUGGUUCCUUGUCUUAGAUUGGAGCUCUAUGGAUGUUCUGCUCCAGGUAGGUAAAGAUGGCGAACUUCAAAACAGUGGCGUGGAUUAAGAAAUUGUGAAAUUCGUGUGCUAAAGGGCGCGAAUUCAAUUCAUCUGGUCAGCCGUCAGCGAUGAUGAUGGCCGCGUCUUUUGAAGCUGGCUAGUUGAGUGUUAUUUGUUGCUUUUUUUGUGUCUUUAAAUAAUUUAGUUUUUGGUUUAAGAGCUCCUGUUGGUGUCUUUUAUUUGACUAUGAUUUUUCCUUUCUAUUCGCAAUAAAUCAUCGAAAAUCCUGUUCAAAAAGGCACUUAAAAAAAUAAUUGACUUGUUUGCGUGUGUGUGUGCGUGCGUGCGUGCGUGUUUGUGUUUUAAUGAAUAACAAAGCUAUAAUAGAAUAAAGUCAAUCUUGUUAAAGGACCAUAAUUAGUUUCACUAUAAUGUGCCCUUCUCCAUUCUAAUUUUUUUUUCUUAUGUAGCACGCAGUUUAAACAACCUUGUACUAAUUAAUAUUGUACAACUAAUGUAUUAUCUAUAGGAUGGAGUAAAAAUAAAAUACAAAUACAAAUACAAGAAUUCAAGUCAGCUUUUGAAUGACGUGAUAAUUUCAGAAUUUUUGCCGAUUAUUUAGCCAUGAGUUAUGAUCUACACACACCACAAAUUCAAAGUGCAGAAUUAAAAAAACAAGAACAACAAAAUACAAAAGAAAAAACAAACCAAACCGAAACAAAAAAAUAAAUUAAUCAUAGGAUUUACUUGGUGCCGCUUGUGUUAAUCCCAGAAGCUUUCUGUUUGUGAUUCAGACUUACUGCUGUUGGUUACUAGACGCUAAUCAGCAGUUACUCUCAUCCAGACAGAAAGAGCAGCUGAGCUCUUCUUCUAUCGUCUUUUUUACUUAGGCCUAUCAAACUAUCGUGGGCAUGUUAUGACACUGAUAACGUGUUUACUUUUUUGACUUCUCGUUUCAUCUGUAGCAUCUUGUGAUCCACUACAAACCCUCAGGAAUGGAAAAAUACACAACAAUGGCAAUGAAAAUGGAGCAUUAGUCUCUUUUUCAUGUAACGAGGGAUUUACAUUGCAAGGUUUGAGGCAGAUCAAAUGUGUUCAAGGAAAAUGGAAUGGCAGUAUUCCAACUUGUGAAGGUUUGAGAUAUGACUAGACCACAGAGUUUUUGGUGAAAUAUUUCUUCUUCAAGGAAAUAUACGUAAACUGCAUAUUCUUCUUUUUUUAAAUAAAUAAAUAGAACAUUUUCGUUCUCUUUCUUGCCCAAAGGCAAUUGCAAGAAUCCAGAACCUUUUAAAAAUGGUUCAAUCAUCGGAGAGGAUUACAGUUCUGGAUCGUCCAUUCAAUUUCGAUGCAACGUUGGUUACGAACUGCUUGGGUCAGAAAUAAUAUCUUGCGUAAAAGGAACAUGGAAUGAGACUACGCCUGAAUGCAAACGUAAGUUGCCGGCAGAUAAGUAUUUUGUGGGUACAGCUUAAUGUAGCACAGUAACCCAGCACCCAGCCAUCACACAAGAUUGGUUAGUAAGCUAGGGGAUUUCUCGGUCUUCGAGAAUUCGGUCAACUGGUUCACUGAAAGUUUCGUAAAUCUGUUUUAAGGUAGUUUUUAAACUAAAAGGUUUAUAAUCGUUGCGAAAUUUGAGAAAAAUAGUUACGGAUCUUAUUAUUUCAAAAGUAGAUUGACUUUGAUCGUUCAAGUGAACGUAGUCCUGAAUAAGACUGUUGUUGUUGACAGUGACUGACGUUUCGACAACCUGUGCGGUAGUCAUCUUCAGAGUCAAAGUGAGUUGUACCACGUCAGUUGAUGGUAUUAUACUCUGGUUAUUGAUCCGUGAUUGGUCAAUUAAUUGGUCAGUUAAGCCUUGAUGUUAUUUGCUAUGAAGACUCGUAAUCAGUAAUUGGUGCGUUUCGAUCCGUCUAUUGUCACAGUUAAACAGUCGUCUAUUGUUAGUCAAAUUGUCAGUUCUCCAGUCGUUCUCUCGUAGUUAGUUUUGCUUGAUCUCGUCAAUAAGUCGUUUGUACGGCGCUGGUAACUGUUGGCUACGAUUCAGUGGCGUUUGUUCUAAGUUAGUAAACCAGCUUUCUAAAGUAAGACGUUGAUAGUAGUCUGUAGAAUACGUUAUCCAUGUCGCAGAGUCCCAGUCAAGUUGAUGUUUCGUCUUUAAAUGGUGUUCCAGAAUGUGAUUGUUGAUGUCACCAUUCCUCGUCGCGCGUUUGUGUUCGGUCAGUCAGUUAUCCAAGUUGUAGUCUUGAUAUCCCCCAGUCUUGAAUUUCUACUAUAGUUUAUCUGAUAUAUAAACGACAAAUAAAGGUUAAAAAAUUGACUUCCCUGAAAAUAUUACAGCUGUUGAAUGUGGUGAUCCUGGUAAACCAAAAAAUGGAGAGCAGAUUGUCAAGAAAGGCUACGUCUAUGGAGGAUCAGUCAAGUUUGUAUGUGACAACAAUUACACUCUAGUGGGGGCCGAUGUUAUAUAUUGUCAAGCUAAUAGGAGUUGGAGUUCCUCUGUUCCACGUUGCUUAGGUAAGUGCCAUGGGUAA
Porites lobata is the source of this 8936-nucleotide messenger RNA. NCBI's taxonomy places the organism in Eukaryota, Metazoa, Cnidaria, Anthozoa, Scleractinia, Poritidae. The record is from the annotation of a GenBank genome assembly.